This is a messenger RNA of Aureobasidium subglaciale EXF-2481, 850 nucleotides long. RefSeq lists its product as uncharacterized. The record is from RefSeq and is a predicted model, not a curated record. Gene Ontology annotation, molecular function: ATP binding; protein kinase activity. The transcript has a single exon. Bases 255 to 746 code for a protein of 163 amino acids. Gene Ontology annotation, biological process: protein phosphorylation. Lineage: Eukaryota; Fungi; Ascomycota; Dothideomycetes; Dothideales; Saccotheciaceae.
UAGAUUCCUUCCAGACAGAUAGGGAGAUAAUCCUGACAACGCCAUACUUCGCAAACGGCGACCUAGAAGCCCUCAUCUCAAGCACCGGGAAACUAACCAUCCAUAGCACCCGCUUCCUCGCCGCCGAACUCUGCCAUGCCAUCUCCUUCCUCCACUCCAACGGGAUAAUCCACAGAGCUAUAAAACUGGACCAUUGCCUCCUUUACCCUUCUGCACAUAUCCGUCUCACAGGUUUUGGGAUCUGCAAAGGCAACAUGACAAGCAGCUCUCGAACAUCCACAUUUUGUGGCAAUUCAUCUUUCAUGGCGCCAGAAGUGCUGCUAGGGAAACGUUAUGGUUAUGGAGCUGAUUGGUGGGGAUUCGGGGUUGUGAUUUUCCAGAUGCUUACAGCUGAAGAACCUGCUAGGGGGGAGGAUCAAGAUGCAGUGUUUGAGGAGAUUUUGGAUGAAGGGAAACCCGUUUUCCCAUUGGAUAUGGAGGAAAGCGGUAAAGGUAUUUGCAAGCAGUUGUUGAAGAGAGAUUCGGAUCAGAGACUUGGAGCAGGGGAAAGUGGUGCUAAAGAUGUCAUGGGACAUACUUUCUUUGAUGAGAUUGAUUGGAAGGAUGUAGCUGGUGAGAAGUUGAAGGCACCUUCUUGUUUGGUGCACAGCUUGGAACUUCAGAAGUCCAUUGGAGAGCCCCCUGCCUCGUCAGAUGCGCUUUCACUUGAUGGAUGGUCUCAUCUUGACGUAUUUGGAGACUUUUGAGUCAGGCAUAACUCACGCCAGCAGGUCGAGCCUUCCAUCCUGGCACUCUGUAAUCAGGAGAUCUCUAUCAGAACUGGGGAUAUCGUUGCAGCAAGAAGCAUCCG